GUUAGCGAAAAAUUCGCAUUUAGUUCUUCUAAACUGCCGGAAACAAAGUAACGCCUAAAAAUGGAGGUGCUGGAAGAAGGAAAUUUAAUGGACAGAGUUCCUAUAUUACUGCAGCGAGAUCUUGAAUUUUAUCAGACACAUCAGCGAGUCCUUCAGGAACCAAUUUGUUCUGGAGUUGUGGGUGGAAAAUUGGAUUUUCCACGUUAUGCGUCUUUUGCAGCCAUUAAAUUAAUUCGGUGGUGGGAGGAUGAGUACUUUGCCUCUUAUCGGAAGCCAUCGGGACUCUUGCAUACUGAGAAGGAAAUGAAUGAGGGAGAUUUUACUAGUGUUACCAUUAAAACUUCAGAUCCGGAUAAAUUUGUGCAGUUAGUAACGAAAUCUGCAGAUUUAUUACUCGAGCAUAUCCAUCGCCUUUCCCAGGAGUCCUUGGAUCAUGCCGAUCUUUCGGUGCUCACAGCCACCAUUGGAGCUGCAUCAUUGGUCAAGAACUCCCUGAGUGUCUACAUGCAGGCGGCUACAACAACUAUUUGUCCUCCAAAAGGAGAUGAGAAAGGUGGAGCCCUGAAGCUUAGUUUCAAGCAAUACUCCCAAAUGUCGGAGGCCUUGGCUGAACGCCUCCUGGAUCUUCAUUGUCGCUUGCUAUUGCUUUACAUUAUCCAGGAUGCAGACUGUUUGCAUUGGGAGGAUACUCAGCCCUUUUUUGAAUCCGAAAGGGGUUCCUAUACCAUCCAGAUGUGGUGGCACUACAUGAGGGGCUCCAAAAACGAUCUGUGGAACUCAGUGCCUCCGAAGAUGGCCCAGAAAAUCUUUGCUGGAAUGCUGAAUGAGACACUAAGUGUCUUGACUGUUCGAUAUACCCAGAUAGUGACCAGUGUGGCACGAUCUCAGUUGCAUUUGGUGGAUAUCUGCAACAUGCUGCUCUGCAUAGCGGAACUGCUGCCACAUAUUAGCGAGAGUGGGGAGGCAUAUGUGGGGUUGCAACUAAGCAACCAGAGUGUUAUUAUCAGAGACAUUCAUGCCAAGUGCCGGGAGCUUUUUUACUGCCUUUUGUUGAGAGGAGCUCCUCUGGGAGUUCUUUCCAAAGUUUUCCGCAAAGGACUAGACAACAUGGAAAUGUUUAGUUCCCGUCAUGGGCUUCCUAGUGCCUGGAUUAUAUUCGCUUUACCGCGAUACUUUCCCAAAGAACAAUCCUGCCAGUGGGUUACAGAAUUCGCCGAUCUUUCUACCAACACCGCCAUAUCCCUGGACUUGAGAGUCUUACUGGCCUUUCCCGAGGCCGACUGGUCUUAUUUGCUAAAGAUCCUCUUGAUGAGAGACGCCUAUUUGACGGGAAUUAUAAUUAGACACCUGAUGCAGCAUUUGCCGUCUUCGGAGAAUUUCAAGAAUGUGGCCAAGCAUUCGUUUACCAGCGCCGAGGGAGCUCCACAGAAAUGUGAGGCUUUCUUGUGUCGAGGAGAGUGUUUUAACGUCACCGAGUCUAUAGCUGGAGAUAUAGAUCCUGUGGGUCAGUCCAACUACCAGAUAGUCCUUUCCCUUACUUACUUGGUGGUGGCUGUUGGCAAAGCCGUUGACAUCAAAUCCUGUCUGAUCAAAACCCUGGAGGAAAAUGCGGUCACCGGAUGGAGCGAUUGCCUGGACAAGCGUCAAGUCUGGAACCAGAAGAGGACCCCCUGGCUGGAGGCCAUCAUGCACUUUGUAUACCCCGUACUAGAUUGCGUUGUGGAAAUGCUGAUCAAUGCGGUGGAAAAUGGUGCUAGCAUGUACCAGGCCAUGUCCUUGGCCCUUACUUGUGUCUCGGAGAUCUGGGAUUGCAUUCCAGAGGGUCUCUACAAGAUCGCUUCUCUGCUGCAGGACAUUAUUCCGGUUUCUACAAGGCCUCUAGGUGAUUCGGUGCUCCUUCAAGUAGUUUUUGCAGCUCUGUACACGGAACUCAUUAAAACCGCAGAGGUCCACGAGCAAAACAAAAAUGAGGAGAAGGCCUCCAUUUGCUAUUCCAUCUCUGAGGCCAUUUGCUCGAUUGACGAGGACGACAAGCACACGGACCAGAUCGAACUGUUCCUCAAGCAGGCCAAGGAGAGCAUUAACUUGGACACCGAUUUCGGUGGGUCAGUGGGAGGCAAUAAUCGAGGGGCCGGAGGCAUGAGUGCUGUAAGCACCAUCAAAAUGGAUGACCUGGCCCUAACGAAUGCCGAAUCGGAUCGCCUCAGCCACAGUCCCCCGAACAAUUACGCCAUGGAAAUGGAUGUGGGAAUCGCCGACUAUAUAGCAGAAGUUUUGGUCAGCGAUGUCCUGACCACAAAUAUUGGUAAACAGGCCCUGAAAGUGGUGUACAACUAUCUGAAAUUCAACAAGGAUUGGCUGCUGGAGCAACUGGGAACGGGCGACAACGAUCCGAGUCCCUUUCAGGGAGUUCAAGGCCAAAAUAUCAAGGAGGCGAAAACCUCGGUGCUCCGGUCCAUGUUCUUUAUUGGUAAUAAUACGCCUUUUGACCAGCUCUUAACGGGCUCCAUGAAAAUAGACUAUGUCAGCUGGCUGCAGAUGCCAUUGUCGCUAAAUCCGGAGAGGACAUGGCUGCAUUUAACCAGACGCUGUGACUUCCAGGAGGAUGCCAAGCUGGCCCUCCCCGAAGUAGCCAUGGUGGCUGGUAUUACCAAGAUAAUGAAGCGGCGCAAGGAGUUCCCCAAGUGA
Messenger RNA from Drosophila bipectinata, 2688 nucleotides. RefSeq lists its product as uncharacterized. The record is from RefSeq and is a predicted model, not a curated record. Lineage: Eukaryota; Metazoa; Arthropoda; Insecta; Diptera; Drosophilidae.